This is a messenger RNA of Pleuronectes platessa (European plaice), 4585 nucleotides long. RefSeq names its product VPS54 subunit of GARP complex (gene vps54). Bases 172 to 3117 code for a protein of 981 amino acids. Gene Ontology annotation, biological process: Golgi to vacuole transport; retrograde transport, endosome to Golgi. The record is from RefSeq and is a predicted model, not a curated record. NCBI's taxonomy places the organism in Eukaryota, Metazoa, Chordata, Actinopteri, Pleuronectiformes, Pleuronectidae. Gene Ontology annotation, molecular function: syntaxin binding. Gene Ontology annotation, cellular component: GARP complex. The transcript is spliced from 24 exons.
CCCUGGUCUGCUGCGGUGCAUGCUGGGUAGCUUACCGGCGCUGUACGGUGCCUUCGUCCAGCUCGAGCUCCUCCGGUGUGUCAGUGAUGAUGAAGAGGUGAUGAAGAGGAGAAACACCGGCGGCUGCUCCUCACUCCUCAGCUAGCCUCCUAGGAGGCGUGUCCCAAUGUCAUGGCCUCCAGCCACGGCUCCUCCUCAGUGCCUCGUCCCGGUGGGAGAGGCCGAGAUGGAAUGUACCACAAGGAGAGGGAUCGCUCGCCGUCCUGCCGGCGGCCUCUCCGCUUGCUGCCGGACGUCUGCCCCAAGGAACCCACCGGUGAGGGGCGGGGCCUGUGCGAUGGCCCCUCUGUGGUGGCGGAGCACGACCGGUGGACGGUGUACAGCUCGAAGGUGAACCUCCCCGCCGCGCUGAACGACCCCCGGCUGGCCAAGCGGGAGUCGGACUUCUUCACCAAGUCGUGGGGCCUUGACUUUGCAGAAACGGAGGUGAUGCCCUCCUUCUACCUCCCCAACAUCACCAGGGAACACUUCGGAGCGUACCUGCAGGAGACGGCUCAGAGGGAAAAAAUCCACGAGCGCUGCAGGACGAUCUGUCCCAACAAAGACGACGUGGACGCCGCCUCCAGCAUCACCACCAACCAUGAAAAGUCCAGAGCGGAGCUGGAACAAGUCCCGAAGAUCUUCAUGAAGCCGGAUUUCGCUCUGGAGGACCCGGCCGUCUUCGGCGCCGUCCUGCCCUGGUCCCACUUCACCAGUGCCGGAGGGAAGAGCAGCAGAGACGUGGCCUCCUCCAAACUGCUGCAGGAGAAGCUGAGUCACUACCUGGACGUGGUGGAGGUGAGCAUCGCCCGACAGAUCUCCCUGCGCUCCGACGCCUUCUUCCACGCCAUGUCCUCGCAGCACGAGCUGCAGGACCAGCUGCAGGAGACCCAGCGGGCCGUGGCCAUCCUGCGGGGUCGAACCGCCGCCAUGGAUCGCAUCAUGUGCCAGGGGCCCCUGGAGGCCCUCCGCACCGCUUUGACCCGCAACAACUGCGUGAAGCUGCACAACAAGAUGAAGCUGAUGGCGGCGGUGCAUCAGACGCAGCCCACGGUGCAGCUGCUGCUCUCCACCUCCGAGUUUGUAGGAGCACUGGAGCUCAUCGCCACCACCAAGGAGGUGCUUCAGCAGGAGCUGCAGGGAAUCCACAGCUUCAGACAUCUUGGCUCCCAGCUGUGUGAGCUGGAGAAGCUGAUUGAUAAGAUGAUGGUGGAGGACUUCAGCAUGUACGCACGCAGCGACCUGAGCCGCAGCCUGAGGGACGAGCAGCAGGUCCUGGAGAAGGUUCAAAAACCAAACGCUGACUCUCAGAAGGACCGUCUGGGCUCGCUGGUGUUCGGUCUCCUGAGACAGAGGAAGCUGGACUUUCUGGACAUCUACAGCGACGAGAUGAUCUUAGCAGCGAAGUCCAUCGUCGCUCAGUGUGUGGCAGAAAGUAUUUUCAACAUCGAGGAAAUCGACACUGAAGUCGUCACUAAGCUAGCGGAGCAGAUGCGUCUGAUGACCUUCCCUCAGUGGUUCGAGCUGCUGAAAAGCGUCUUUGACAGUUUCCUUCUGUUCCUGCAGAGGAUCCAGGCGACUCUGAGCGUGAUGAGGAACGUGGUUCAGGAGGUCCUGGACUCAAACCACAAGAGCCGGCUCCUGGAGGAGGCGAGUUCCGGUGCCUCGGCUCAGGAGCCCCCCCACGGCCUGUCGCUCCUGCAGGGGGGGGCGGAGCUGGCCUACCUCACCCACGAGGGCCUGUUCAUCAGCGACGCCCUGAACGAGGCCCAGCAGCAGCAGGCGGCAGCACCCCAGGACCAGAGCUCCGGGCCGGGCUCCAGGACCCAGCCGGGCCGGGCGGAGGCCACAGAGAGCUCCGCCUGCCGGGAGCAAAGCCUCAUGUCUGGUGAGAACGUGAUGCCCACUGAGCUGGAGAUGAACCGUGUGAUCAACAACAUCCAGGAGCUUCUCCACACGGCGUCCGACAUCAGCCACGACCGCUGCGUCAAGCUCCUCACGGCCCGAGCCAAGGACGGCUCCCUGGAGCGGCUGAGCUCGGCGGAGUUUGUGUGUCUCUCUCAGGCGGUGGAGGGGUUCGUCCGGGACACGGAGGAGCUGUGCGGCAGGCGCAGUGUGUCCCUGAGGGGGGCGCUACAGAGCCAGGCCAACCGCUUCGUCCACCGCUUCCACGAAGAGCGCAAGACCAAGCUGAGCCUCCUCCUGGACAACGAGCGCUGGAAGCAGGCCGAGGUUCCCGCCGAGUUUCAAGAUCUCGUCAACUCCAUCGCCGACGGCAGAAUAUCACUACCAGACCGCAAAACCCCAGGUCUGAACGACAGGAAACCCACUGACUUCCUGCUCGUCAAUGGGCAGAAGUACGCUGUUGUUGGGACGGUUCUGCUGCUGAUCCGGAUCUUUCUGGAAUACUGUCAGUGUGUGACUGACAUCCCGUCCAUCACCACAGACAUGCUGACGCGUCUGUCCGACCUCCUCAAGCACUUUAACUCUCGGAGCUGUCAGCUGGUCCUCGGAGCCGGAGCCCUGCAGGUCGUCGGCCUCAAGACCAUCACCACCAAAAACCUCGCCUUAGCUUCCCGCUGCCUGCAGCUGGUGGUUCUCUACAUUCCCAUCAUCAGAACUCACUUCCAGACCAAACUGCAGCCCAAACAGUUCAGCGUCCUCAGACACUUCGACCACAUCACAAAGGACUACAACGAUCACAUCUCAGAGAUCUCAGCCAAGCUGGUGGCCAUCAUGGACAGUCUGUUUGAGAAGGUUUUAUCCAAGUAUGAAGUCAAGGCCCCGAUGCCCUCAGCCUGUUUCAGAAACGUCUGUAAACAGAUGGCGAAGAUGCACGAAGCCAUUAAUGAACUUCUCCCUGAAGAACAGAGUCAGAUGUUGUUCCUGAGGAUUAAUGCCAGUAUUAAAAUGCACCUGAAGAAACAACUGUCUCGACUCGGGGUCAUUAAUGAUGGAGGACCACAGCACGGGUUGGUGGUCGUGGACGUGGCCUUCUACACGGAGAACGUCCAGGCGCUGAAGAGCCUCGAGCGGCUCGACCUGAACAUGGCCGAGAUCUGGGAGCAGAAGAGGUGAUGGAGGAUGGAGACGUCCAGGAUCCAACCCACUACCCCCCCGACUCAGUGACGGAGGGCCAACCCCCCGGGGUUCCACAGGGGCCGGUUGAGGGUGGAGAAGGAGCAGGGACCAAAAACACAAAACUGGAGAAGGAGCCUCCUGGACAGCUCCAUCCGCAAGAAGCUAAAUCCUCCAUCACACGGAGGAGGAGGAGGAGCCGCUGCUGCCUCAUCGCACUGAGCAACUCAACUGAACACUAGUAAAUUAUGAGACGUUUCAGGAGCGCCGGGUGAAAUGGAGUAAUUUAUUCUUUGAAAACAUUCACUACUGUGGCAGAGCUUCUCUCCAGCGAGCUGAAGAGAAGAUUUCAUCGUGUUCUGGGUUUGAGGGAACGGAAUAAUCUCAAAGAGUUCACGAGGUUCUCCAGACGUUCUCCAGACGUUCUCCAGACGUUCUCAGUCGCUGUGGUGAAAACCUGCGGAUGUAAAAGAUUCUUUCAUUUUUAUACUUGAGACAAAUUAUCUGGACUUUGUUUCUUUGAGGUCUGAAGGAAGCUGAACAGAGUUUAAUGAAAAGGUGAAAUUAAAGAAUUAAAUUCAGAUAAACGAGGUUCAAACUGUGAAAGAAUCUAAACCCUCAGCUACUUCCUGUCGUUACCAAAGUAAAAUGGAUUUGGGAAUGUAACUCUUUAAUUUCAUUUUUUCCUCUUUAAACAAAUCUUACGUGUUGAUUCAGAGACGGUGAAGUUAAUUUUUUUUGUUAUAAAUGUAGAAGAACAUGAAGCAUGAAUCUCUGCUGUCGACUCAAACUACUGUUGAUCUCCCUCCUGCUGUUAUUGAACCUUCAUGAGCUUUUUGUUUCCUCUCAAAUGACAGAACAGAAAAUCUGCUUUUAUUGUCUAAACGGAAUUCCCCCCCCCCCCCCCCCCCCCCCCGAGCUUCUCGUGGUGGACGCCGCUCAGGUCACCGGAUCACAAACUACAUUUAGAGAUGGAGACGCUCUGUUCUUUCACAUCUGAUCAAACGAUCAUCGUAGACGUCAGAAUUGAUUUCAAGUUGUCAAAUGAUAGUUGUUUUGAUUUUACUUCCCUCAGUGGCGCCCUCUGUGGUUAAACACAGGAACGCCGAUGUAUCGUUAACAAACAGAAACGGAUCUGAUUUCCUGUUCCUGAGUGAAGUUUGACCUCAAACCAGAAGUCUGUUGAACUCAUCACCUCGACCGGACGUUUCACACACCAGCUUCACUUCAAUGAUCUGUUUGUGAUGUGGGAAGUUAAACGUGAAGAGAUGUGGUCGCUGCUCAGACUCAACCUGAGAAACAAAAAGCAUCAAAUGUUCAGAAGUGCCUCCUGUCUGAGCUCCUCACUACAGUGUGCCUACCAUACCACUGUGUGUGUCUGUGUGUGUCUGUGUGUGUGAGAGAGAGUGUGUGUGUGGCAGCACGUCUGAGAACCUAAAAUGUCUUGAAUAAAACAGGAUCAUGGAGA